GCGCGCUCUCGCGUGUAGACCAAGUAUCGUCGCCCUACGCUUAGCGACGCUCGCCUCGCGCCGCAGACGCCGUCCCGACCGCGCGCACGGCCGCGCUCGCACGAUGGCGCCGAAGAAGAAGCAGAAGAAGGCCGCGGCCCCGGAGGCGGAGAUCCUCGACCCCGAGGUCGUGCUCAAGGAGGUGCGGCGGUGCCGCGCGCUGCUGGCGACGCAGAAGCCGGUGGACAUGAGCACGGUCGACCUGAGCGGCAUGCGCGUCGUCGACGCGAUGCCCGCGGACGACGUCGCGUACGCAAUAGAGGCGCUCUUCGUCGCCGCGGCCGAGUCGAUCAUGCGGGGCGAGUCCUUCAAGUUCGACGUGCCGUCGCGGUCCGCGACCAACCAGCGCUACGUCCGCGAGCUCGACCGCAUCGUGCUCAAGCACAACGCGUCGGAGCGGAGCUUCGCGAACGUCGGCCAGGUGCGGAAGACGGCGAUCAUGACGCGCGUGUUUAGCCUCGUGCACGAGGUCGUGACCAAGGGCAUCCACGUGACGAAGCGCGACCUCUUCUACACGGACGUGAAGCUCUUCAAGAAGCAGGAGGAGUCGGACGCGGUGCUGGACGACGCCGCGUGCACGAUCGGCUGCCCGCGGUCUUGCUUGAACGUCGUCGCCGCGGACAAGGGUCUGGUCGUGGGCCGCGUCCAGUUCGACGAGGACGGCGACCCCAUCGACUGCACGCGCAUGGGCGUCACGGGCAAGGCGAUCCCGGCGUACAUCGACAAGAUCUCGAACAUCCGGAGCGACGCGGAGUUCAUCCUGCUGGUGGAGAAGGACGCGGCCUACAACCGCCUCGCCGAGGACCGCUUCUACAACCAGUUCCCCUGCAUCCUCAUCACGGGCAAGGGCCAGCCCGACGUCGCGACGCGCAUGUUCCUGAGCCGGCUCAAGGCCGAGCUGAAGAUUCCCGUGCUCGCGUUCGUCGACUCGGACCCCUACGGGCUGAAGAUCCUCUCGGUCUACAUGAGCGGCUCCAAGGCCAUGUCCUACGACGCCAACUCGCUGACGACGCCGGACAUCAAGUGGCUCGGCCUCCGGCCGUCGGACCUCGACGCGUACAACCUGCCGGACCAGUGCCGGCUGCCCAUGACGCCCAAGGACAUCGAGAUGGGCAAGCAGCUCCUCAAGGAGGACUUCGUCCUCAAGAACAAGCAGUGGGUCAAGGAGCUCGAGCGCAUGCUCCACACGAAGCAGAAGGCGGAGAUCCAGGCGCUCUCCGCGUUCGGCUUCCAGUUCGUCACCCAGGUCUACCUCCCCCGCAAGCUCCGCCAGGGGGACUGGAUCUGAGCGCGGGGGGCCGCCCCCGCGCCGCUGUGUUAUCGCUCGAAUGUG
This is a messenger RNA of Aureococcus anophagefferens, 1372 nucleotides long. RefSeq lists its product as hypothetical. Gene Ontology annotation, molecular function: ATP binding; DNA binding; DNA topoisomerase type II (double strand cut, ATP-hydrolyzing) activity. Bases 104 to 1327 code for a protein of 407 amino acids. Gene Ontology annotation, biological process: meiotic DNA double-strand break processing; meiotic DNA double-strand break formation; DNA topological change. Gene Ontology annotation, cellular component: nuclear chromosome. Lineage: Eukaryota; Pelagophyceae; Pelagomonadales; Pelagomonadaceae. The record is from RefSeq and is a predicted model, not a curated record. The transcript has a single exon.